Molecule: messenger RNA, 4105 nt
Organism: Scophthalmus maximus (turbot)
Lineage: Eukaryota; Metazoa; Chordata; Actinopteri; Pleuronectiformes; Scophthalmidae
Gene: gdf5
Product: growth differentiation factor 5
Exons: 2
Coding region: 1592-3463 (623 amino acids)
Biological process (GO): SMAD protein signal transduction; BMP signaling pathway
Cellular component (GO): extracellular region
Molecular function (GO): growth factor activity; cytokine activity
Source: RefSeq, a predicted model, not a curated record
CUGUGACAUCAUAGCUCACCUGUCUGUGACAUCAUAGCUCACCUGUCUGUGACAUCAGAUCUCACUUGUCUGUGACAUCAAGGCUCACCUGUCUGUGUGUCUGUGACAUCAGAGCUCUAAACAGCUGCUUACCAUUUCCGUUAUGACGAUUAGGUACAAAACACCGUGCAAGUGCAUUUGAGGAUGAUGAUGAAGAUGCUGUCAUUAGUUGUCGCAGUGAAAACUUUGACCUGACGAUGGCGCUGGAUGAGAAGCAGAGAUUCAUCAUCUGGAGCCCGCGAAUGUACAAAACGAAUCGGAAAGAAAUCCACGCAUCCGCAUGGCUGUCGAGCCGUCUGAUGUCACAGAGGUGGACAGAACAUGGCUGACGAUCGGAACGUCCAUUGAGCUAUUUACAUAACCUGUAAACAGGAUCUUUAAUCCAAGAUCAAGGAUUCUCUUAUUGGGUUUUGAAUGAACCUUUUCAUUGAUAAUCUAAUGAGAGAUUUCCACAAUUCCAGGUGUGUCUAUAUGAAUGUGUGUGUGUGUGUGUGUGUGUGUGUGUGUGUGUGUGUGUGUGUGAGAAAGAGAGAGAGAAAGAGACACCCUUAUUUCUUUUGUUUAGAGAAAGUAAAAAGGCCAGAAAAAAGGCUAGGUGCAAAGUUUUUCUUUACUCUCCCUCUCUUUUCUUUGUGUGUGUGUGUGUGCGUGUGUGUGUGAGUGUGUAUGUGUGUGUGUGUGUGUGUGUUGGGGGGGGGCAGCUUUGUAUUUGGUGGGUGCAACAAGUCGAGUGAGUCACCGGUGGAAAGAGGGAGGAAGAUUGGUGAAGAAAUAUUGCUGUUAAAUGACUCCGGACAGGAUGACAUCACGGGGUAAUUAAAACAGCUCUCUGGAAUUCCGUUUCCAAUUCCUCCGCUCAGGUUUGUUGGGGAGGAUUUUUUUUUUUCCCCCCCUUUCUUUUUUUUUUUUGCGAGCACCUGCAGGUUGGUGUGUGAGUGAAAUAUUUUCACUGGACGGAGUUCAAACUUUGAGGGGAAAGAGAGAGAGAGAGAGAGAGAGAGAGAGGAGAGAGAGAGAAGAAAGAACGGGGGCAGCGGCAUUACGCCAUUCUUGCCUCUCUUGGAAAGAGAAGUGGGAUUUAAAGAAGUUUCUUGGGAGACGUGCAGCAGAAUGGAGCCGUGGAGAGUUUAACGCGCGUCCUCCUCCCCCCCCCCCCCCCCCUCCUCUCCGCAGCCUCUCCUCGGAUCUCGGCUCCUUCUCGUCGCCAGGCAGGAUUUCCUCCUCCAGCACUAUGGUUCUUGCACACGACGGAUGGGAGAGUGACGGUUCGCGGGAUUUGUUUCUUCGACUCGACGUAAAACUCGGUUACGGUCCACAUCUUUGCUUUUGCAGCCGCGCACGUGUCCACGGGCCGUUUCAGACGGGGCCGGCGCGUCUCAUCCAUCCCCCCUGCGGCAGCGCGCAGCGGAGCCUCAGAGGAUGAGAGACUGGGAGCGAGCAGGACGGCGGCCUCUUCUCCUUCUCCUCAAGCGAACAGGUCCAGUGGGAUUUCCGAGCAGACCGGGCUUUAUUACGAUGACGGCUUGGCAAAAGGCACAGUCGGGGCUUUAGGAUGAAAGUUGUGACGCGUCUUUGUCUCCUGCUGAGCUGCUGGACUCUCAUCUACCUGCGGCCCGUCCUCGGUUCGCUCGGCCGGACCAGAGCGACCGAGCACCACAGCCGACACCGGCUUGGAGAGGCAGCGGAGAGCGCGGCGGGCGGCGGGGGAGGAACCGGCGCGUCCGCACCCGGUGCCGGGACGUGGAGACCCUCACCGGUUGUUCCGGCGAGGCUCACGCGUAUCCGCGCGGGUCCGCCGUUGAUCAAGGCCGAGACUGCUGUGGUUAAGAGCGCAGUUACUGCCGCGUCCUCGUCCUCGCCUCUGCGCAGCGGGGCCGUGCCGGCGCACCGCGCGCAGCUGCAGCUGCAGCAGCAGCAGCAGCGCGACAGAACAGUGAGCCUGGGGCGCAAAGAGGCUGCGCGCUCCUGGCUGCCCGGCGGGGACGCUCGCACCAGGGCGCACACUCCGGCGGCUUUUAGCGCGCAUGCAGCGGCGAAAGGAGUCAAGGCUGCGGACGUUGGAGGUGGAGGUGGAGGUGGAGGCGGUGGUUCACCGGCGAGAAACUUUGGCAAAGCAGCUCCAAGCGCGGCGAGAGCAGGCGCGCCAGUGCGCGCCGGGCCUCCCCAAAGAGCCGCUUUUGUGCCAAAGCAGCCGCACGAACCGCCGCCGCAGCUGCAGAACGCGGCUGCGGCGGCGGCGCUGCAGCGGGGACCCGGCUACAAGACCCUGAAGCUGAGCGAGCGGGAGAUGCUUCACAAGCAGCCGCUGGUGACCCCUCACGACUACAUGCUGUCGCUGUACUGGUCGCUCUCCAGCGGGGAGCCCAACGGCAGCGCUCUGCACGAGGCGGGCCUGGCGAACACCAUCACCAGCUUCGUGGACAAGGGACAAGAUGAGCGCGGGCCCCAGUUGAGAAGGCAGAGGUAUCACUUCAACGUCAGCUCCCUGGAACGAGACGGGCUCCUGGGGGCCGAGCUGCGCAUCCUGAGGAAGCGCCUGUCUGACCCCCGCAGAGCCUCAAUGGGAUCUGCGGCUGCAGACGGAGGAAGAGGAGGAGAAGCGGGUGGAGGAGGAGGAGGAGGAGGCGGCGGCUCGUCCCCGUGCCUGAGGCUGUACACCUGCGCUUCAGGUAAACAAAAGGCCUCUCUGCUCCAGACGAAGACCGUUGAGGAUCUGGUCGGCGGAUUUGGCAGCAGAUGGGAAGUGUUUGACAUAUGGAAAGUCUUCAAGGGUUUCAAAAGCCAGCAGCAGCACCACUCCCAGCAGCUGUGCUUUGAACUGGACGCCCUGGAGCACAGAGGCGGCCGGCCCGUGGACUUGCGCACUCUGGGCUUCGCCCGGGUCGGCCGGACCAACAAGGAAAAGGCCUUCUUCUUGGCAUUUGGCAAAAGCAAGAAGCGAGACCUUUUCUACAACGAGAUCAAAGCGCGGUCGGGCCACGACAACAAAACCGUCUACGAGUACCUGUUCACCCAGAGGCGAAUGCGGCGCGCUCCUGCCGCGAGGGGGGCCAAGAAGCCCCUGCAGCAGCCGCAGGCCGUCCCCCAGCACCAGGCAGUGAAGGCGAGGCCGCGCUGCAAUCGGAAACACCUCCACGUCAACUUCAAGGAGAUGGGCUGGGACGACUGGAUCAUCGCGCCGCUGGAGUACAACGCGUUCCACUGCGACGGCGCCUGCGACUUCCCCAUCCGCUCGCACCUGGAGCCGACCAACCACGCCAUCAUACAGACCCUGAUCAACUCCAUGGACCCGGAGUCGGCGCCGCCCACCUGCUGCGUGCCGACGCGACUCACCCCGAUCAGCAUACUCUACAUCGACUCGUCCAACAACGUCGUGUACAAGCAGUACGAAGACAUGGUGGUGGAGGCGUGUGGCUGCAGGUAGCAAAGCACGGCGAGAGGGGAAGAAGGGGAGAGACGCUUCCUGUCCUUCACUCGGUGGAGCGACACAUUUGUUGAGAUCGGCGCUUGAGCAAGGAGGGAGUUGUUAUUCCAGCUGACUGUGACUGAACUCAGCUGCUCUGCAACAGACACGAUUCUUCACUCUCAAGUGGUCUAUCAGGCUGCAUACCAAAGACUGUUGGACACCGUUAGAGACUAAACAGAGGGAGAUAAGAGUCGCGGAGGUGAUGCUCUCCGACACCCACGGACUGGAGCAUGUGUGUAAUGUUGUUGGCGCAUCGGAGACCAAACAGCAGAGACGCCGCUCUGAUCUGAUGACAUCUCUCAAGCUUGACGGAUCUUUUUCUGCCCGUUCUGUUGUAUUUAAAAAAAAAAAAAAAAAAAAAUCCUCUUCAGAUUUGUAUCUACUGUGUGUCUGUGUACAAAGUUUGUGUGUAACAGAAAUGCUAUUGAAACCUUAGUUGAUUAUACUCCAAGAAUGCCCUUUUCUAGCACUUACCUGCCGUUGUGCCUUCGCCCGUUCACGUGUACGACGAGGAGACGUCCGUACGCCUUAUCCAAGACCUUUCUUACGAAGCAUGUGAAGAAUGUCUCAUGUGUAAAUAAAGCCCAGUGAUGAAGUGCU